CUCCAACUUCAUCGCCCGCUGUUGCUAUAAGAUGAUGGGGCGCAUGCAGGCUCGGUUUCGCUUCCCCGUCCUUCGUUGACCGCGCGAGCCUUCAACAAUACCCAAUCUUGAACGCCCCGAUGUCGAGAGCGUCCUCGGAGGACAGCCGGCUGAGCGCGAGUGAAGGAGAGCGCAUGAGGGAGGAUAGGCGCGCAGUUGAGGUCGGCUGGGGCGCGCCCGUUUACCCAGCAGCAGGCCCGCGAGGCGUCAAGCGCCCGCGCUCGACGUCGCCUCCACCCGUGGCUGUGGACGCUCCCGAAGCUAGCCAGCAUCGCCCCCUUCCCGCCCGCAGUCGCCGAACAUCGGCCUCCGCGCAAGCAACGUCCCCCCUCCACGCCAGCGGGCGGCGGCGCUCGUGGAUGCAUCGGAGGGGAACGUCGUACGCGGCCAUUCAGGACUGCGAAAGUACGGAGAACACGGUCGCUCAAGGCCCUGUAACGAUCGUGCUCGAGCCUGCGCCGGUGGACUUUGACGCGAAGGGGGUUCAGACUGGUGCACGCAAGUCUGGACGAGGGAAAGAGCGUGAGGCGCCUUCGCACUCUCGUGGCGGAUCUUCGCACUCUCGUGGUGGAUCUUCGCACUCCCGAGGUCCCUCCCAUGGAACCCCUUCGUCCUCUGCGCAGCCCUCGAGCGCUGCAGGGACUCCCUUACUCCAUCCCGGCGCCUAUCCACGCCCAGGAGUCUAUCCACAACCAGGCGUCUAUCCACAACCAGGCGUCCAUCCACACCCUGGCGCCUAUCCACACCCUGGCGCCUAUCCACAACCAGGCGCCUACCCGCAUCAUGGCAUCUAUUCCAACGCCCCAAAUCAGUACUCUGCUAGCGACCUUCACACACGAGCAAACCAUCGGGGGCAUCGCCAUCCAGCCCAACACGCGUCUCCUAUCACCCAAGCCCGCCCCCGUGUACCUCAGGACGUCGUGUGUGUCCCGCAGGAGACCAUCGAGGCGCUUCGACAAACUCAGCAAGCCACGCGAGAAGCGGAGCUGAGCGCGCCGCAUCCCCGCGGACAACCUCAACCUGGGACUCAGAUGCAACCCGCUGCCCGUGCCGCAUACGCUCAUCAACUUCAACCCGCUCAUCAACUUCAACCCGCGCAGAGAGGCCAUCCCUCCCGACCGACGACGAGGGAAGGGGGCGCUAGACCAAUGGCGCACGACGGACACGAUCAUCAGCAUGCGAUGCACGACUCACGUCCCUCUCCUUACGCCUCCCAUCCAUCUCAUCACGCCUCGCACCCAUCUCAUCACGCCUCGCACCCAUCUCAUCACGCCUCGCACCCAUCUCAUCUCGCCUCGCACCCAUCUCAUCACGCCGCGCACCCAUCGAGUCGCGAAGCCUCGCACCCAUCGAGCCGCGAGGUUUCCCAUCCCACAACGCGCCACCGCCUCCCUGCGCGCGAGCAAGGGCUGCGUCUGGCGCCUGAAACUCCGCCUCCGGUGCCGCCGCCGGUGUCGACGCGUCCCGCUGGGGACGAGCGGGUAUCGCGUCUCGCGGGGGAUGAGCGCGUGCCGCGUCUCGCGAGGGAUGAGCCACCACUGGCGCGCUUCGUCGUCGACGAGAGCGUCCUGGCGGCGGGCGGGCGCGUGGGGGCGGGUGUGCAUGUCACAAGCAGUCGGCAGCCAGCGGCGGCGGGUGGUAAACCGGUGUCGGCGAGUGGCAAACCCAUGUCGGCGAGUGGCAAACCCAUGUCGGCGAGUGGCAAACCGGUGUCAAAGGGUCGCAAGCCUGCGUCGACGAGCGGGAAGCCUGCGUCGACGAGCGGGAAGCAUGCGUCGCGCGCGGGAUCCAGUGGCCGUCCUGUGUCAUCGAGCAGCAGACCCACAUCAUCAUACGGACCGCCCUCUCAGACAGGACCGGGUGGGCAGUACCAUCCGUCGAACAGGCCACCGUCCUCGGAUAUGCCGCUCGCGCCGUCUCGUUUAGCUCCGCCGACGCAGUUGCUUGCUUCGACAUCGCCUGGCGUACAAUUUGUGUCGACCCACCAGAAUGGCACACACGCACCGUCCGAUGCAUGGCCGAGCCAUCCUGGGUACUCCCAGUGGCCGGAUACUGAGCAGGCUCCCCGUCAUCUGCAGAACGAUGGUUACUCUCGCCCGCCGGCAUAUCGUCCGCAGGAAGUACAGCACCCGCAAGCGUAUUAUCCUCUUCCGCCUCCCCAACAUGCCCCUCAUCCUUCCCUUCACCCGUACGAGUACGGCACGUAUGGACCUCCGCACCACGACGGUCGCCAACCUCACGCUGCGGGUUACGAUGGGGACCCUCGACCGCCUCAGCCCGUCCACCCUGCUGCUUUCAGAGGUGUGCAUCGUGCGGAGGACUUCCGCGGGUACGCUCAAGCGACUUCGCCGAGCGACGAUCCCAGCCCUCCCCCUCGAUCCGGUGGCUCCUUAUCCGCUCCUCGUUCCGACGAUGUGCCCCGCUUCGACGAUCAUGCCGCGCCAGCUCAUGACGCCACGCCCCUCGCUAGCGACGAGCCUCGCUCGCCUGCACCAUCUGCGAUGCCGCAACGCUCGCUGAUGGACCGCAAGGCGGCGAACUUCUUGGCGGAGCUUAGGCGCGAGAGGGAGGCGCGCCAGCGCCCCGGGCCUUCGCGCUCGCCCCCGCGUGCCGAGGAUGAUGCUGAACGCGAUCGUCCUGCAGCUGCUCACGGACAGCAAUGGGCAAGCGACCAUGCACGCCGCGAGAGCGUGGGGCGGCUUCAGGAGGCAACGUCGAGACGGCAGGAGGCGACAAUGAGACGGCAGGAGGGCGCUGCGAGAGAGCGCGAGGAUCGGCGGCAAGCGGAAGGGACGGGACAGCAGGAGUGGCAUGACUACCCAUAUUAUCACGCGCAACAGCCCCCGAAUGAGGGCGGGAGACAGUCCGAAUUGUCGGCACCCGUUCCUCUUUCCCAAGAUGUGCCAUCUACUCGCGGCGGUCCGUCCACGUCUGAUGCUCCAGCGAGGGCUAAGCCCGCUCUCCGCCAACCAAUGGCACAGCGCUCCCGCUCGCAAGACCAGCGGGACCACCAACGCGUGCUGAAAGAUGAAGAGAAGCGCAGGCGCAAAGCAGAGGCGAAGGCGGCGAAGCAGCGCAAGGUCGACGAGAUGCAGCGUCUCAUGAAAGAGUAUAUGGCGCAGCAUAACGACGACGAGCGACAGCGGCUGAUUAUCAAGCAGCAGCAGGCGCAGGCGGCGGAGCGCUUGCGGCAGACACAGAAGAGGGGUCAGCGGUGGUGGAAUGGGGUGCCCUUGCCUGCGCCUGCGGGAGGCCCGCCCGACUUGGAGAGUGCCCUCGCUGGCGCGAAUGUCCUGACUUAUCGGCUGUGGACCGGCGGGCCCGACGUCCCUGCUCCGCCGGAGUCAACGCCCUGGCUGCAGGCGGCAUCUGAGGUUCAGUUUAUGGUGGCGGCGGAGGAGGAACGAGAACAACUUACGGGCACAAUCGAGGCUCAGCGCGAGGCGGAAAUCGAGGAACAAGUGCCCACUGCUGAGGCUGAGGCGACCGCCGCCCCACCCCCAACCAGAGCUGCCUCACCUUCUUGUGACGCUCCUCUUGACGAGCCUCAUCCGGCGGGGUCUCAGCCUGCUGAGCCUUGUCCUGUGCAAUCGAAGACCCUGAUCCCCUACUGGUUCCAUCCUAAUGUGGGCUGGACCUUCGAGCCGCCCGCGCUCAACUUCCUAGACCCACCGUGCGAGAAUGAGACACUCUUUCGUCCAUCUCAUACGCCAGUGCCUGCUUUGGAGCCGGCAUCGUGGGAUGCUCCUACUGCAUCCGAUAUCGUACCACACGAGUCAGAUAUGGCAGGCGAUGCUGCCACUUCGACCGCGGAACAUCACGAUCCUAUUGCGCCGUCGUACCCGACCGCUGGCCACGGCUUCCCACCGACGAAUCACGCGGCCACGAGCAGACUUCCCGGCGCACUCAACCCCGGCAUGCACGGCGAAGCGCCCCAAGAUGAUCUCGUUCAGACGCUCGUCCCCAUAAGCCAGCGCGCAUACGUCGUUCCGCGCGAAUAUUCCGUCGAGCACGACUUUGCUGCGCGAUUGGUGCCGUGUCCAGUUUGCGAGGGGUUGGAUGAGUCAGAUGAUGAGGGAGGCUCGCUACCGCCGUCCUGCGUGCAUGAGAAGGUGCUCGCAGAGUGCGAGAGAUGUAAGGAGCUGGGCUUGGCUGAGGGUGCACGGUGGAAGACGCAAUGCAUUGCACAGGAAGGAGUACCUCGACAUCAGGUUUGGAGCCGUUCGACUUUGCCGGAAGGUGUGAGAGCUCAAGCUCUCGCCGCGUACGAGGACGAGUACAUCAACGAGGAAGAAGAGGACGAGCUGCGGUAUCCCGAUGACGAGCCGACGAAGCAGGACGUCGGCGUCGACGCGUCCAUCGUGAGCACAGCCGAGGAUCCACAGACGGUGCGCGCCAUGGAAGACAGCGACUCGGACGAUGAUAUUCAGAUCACUGGAUACAAUCCUGCACCUGCUCCUCCGGCGGGUGAACCUGCUACAUGGAGCUCCCCGAGCGCCAUCGCCAACAGGUACCUGCCGACCGACUAUGUUCUGACGCUGCGCGACGGGGUCCUGAUCCCUGUACCGCGCGCAUCGGUGGCGAAGGACGCGCAGAUAGUGGAGUCGCUUCCGAUUACCCGCACGCCUGAGCAACGUCAUGCCAAUGCAGCAAUUUCCACUCAGGCCGAGGUCCUUGACGAUGAGGCGCGGAGUCUCAAGCGCCUUCGGGAAGGCGAUGGUGACGAGUCACCGCGGCCCUCCAAGCUGGCUAGGAGCGCAUCCGCGCCCUCUGGUCCCACUGAGGACGACGAUGCCGCUGCAGCGCAGGCGCUCGUACUUCUGCUCAACGGCAACGGACAGACAAUGAACCAUAUCCAGCCAGAGCUCGACGAGAGCUCGACAUCAGCGCCUUCCUCUGAAGUACCAUGGUCUCCAUCCGCCGACGCGUCAACACCCAAGGAAUAUUUCGAUGCUUCAGUCUCGUCCUCGACCGACGUACCGAAGGCAACGGAAGAGGCUGCGGCUGCGUCGCCCAGCUCGCCAGAGGUCUUCAUAGUUGUUGACGGUUCUGCGGCGCCUGUCGAAGCUGGAGGGAGUGCAUCCCCGCCCAAGUCGUUGCAACGCUCGAGCGAGGAGCAACAGGGUGUUGAGGGGCAUUCAGAUGACACUUCAGGCGAAGCGGUUCACGAGUCUGCUGCUGAGGAGCUCGGCGAGUCUGCCGUUGAGGCGGACGACGAACCUUCAUCGGUCAUUCAGGCAGCAGAUGCGCUAGCUGACGACGAGCCUGAGGUGGUGGACCAACCGGAAGACGCGCAACUUAGCGUCGACGCGGAGGUUGUGGCCGCCGCUGACGCGUGCCCCCACGGUGUAGAGGCGCCAGUUGAUCUGCGCCAGCCUCUGGCUGGCGAGGGCGAUUCCUCGGGGAAUGAAGAUCUUCCAGUGGACGGCGAGGCGCAAGCCAACUCGACGACGCGCGCCGCUACUCCGUCUACCGUAGUCGAGGACGGGGAGAUCGUGGAGAAGGACGUGGCGACUUCAUCUUCCGCCGAGUCGCUGUCUUCAGCCAUCGCCAUCGAAGAGGUGCGCGCGGCCGUCGCCGUUGGGGCUACCAUGGCCAUCGUUCGCGAGGAGCCCGCAGACAUCGUGGAGGAGUGCCCUGCGGGACUGGCGCGUGCGGAGUCUGAAGCAGCGACUGAGGUUGUUGAAAGCGAAGCCGCUGGAUCCUCUGUCGAGGCCGACGAGGCCGACGAGCCGACGCCUUGCCGACCUUUGAGCAGCGCGGCUGAUGUUGCAGCGGCUCUCUUCCCGCCAUCUCCUGAGGCCGACGUGACUCCCGAGCCGGCACGUCUCAGCAGCGAGGCCGCCGUUGCCGCAGCUCUCUUUCCCGAGGAGUACCCGGACGUUGCAGACCUCGCUCCCCGCGCGGAUGAGGCUGCUUCUUCGACGUUGGCUGCGUCAACGUCGCUUCGUAUCAGUUCCGCGUUGCCUCCCCGUGCCAGCUCUCCGCCGUCCGUCUAUGCCAGUUCAUCUCCGCCAUCGCUGCAUGUCAGCCCUCCACCGCUGUCGAGCGCUGGUACUCAAUCACCCGUGUCGCCUGACAUGCCCAUGUCUGCCAUAGCAAUCACGCCCAUGGAUGACCGCGUCAGCCAUGUCGCAGCGAUCGGCGUGGCGGGGUCGAAGGCAGUUGGCGCCGCGGUUUCAAAGGACCGGUAUCAAGAGGCGGGGGCGUCUACUUCCUGCGACGCUCGUGCACCUGCACCUUCCUAUCCAGCUGAGGCUGAGCCUGGCUCCGUCCAAGGCACUCUUCCGCCUGCGGUAGAGGUCUCCUCACCUUCGGUCGAGGUCUCCUCCUCUGCAGUCGAGGUCCCCUCCCCUGCGAUCGAGGUCCCUCCGCCGCAACCCUCCGGCUUCGCCGGCACCCUCGAGAACGGCUAUGCGCGCGCGUUCGCGGCCGGCUGCCCACCCAACGACCGCCAGCUGGUAAAGCAGGGCGGCAUGAUCAUGCCCGCCGGACAGCUGCAGCCGCCGCGCGCGAGGCUGUCCUUCAAGGAGCAUCUGGCGCUGAAGCGCAAGCGGGAGGCGGCGGAGGCGGAUGUGGCGGCGCAACGCAAGAAGUCUUGGGCGGAUGAGGAGACGUAUCGCGAGGGUAAGCGCCCUCGAAUCGAGCCCCAGCCGCCGACCAUCCCCGCGGCGCUGAUGACGAGGGGAGGCUCGCGUCCUCGGUCCACCAAGUCUCCCCCAGCGAACCAGAAAGCGGCGGUCGAGCCUGCAUCUGAUCGCACGUCACCAUCGCACCGUGAUUCUUCCGACCAGGAUAUCGGAACGUCCACGGCCUAUCGAAAUGUUAUGGGCUCUUUCUGUAUGUAAGCUAUGUGUGUUUCAGGCGGCCUCAUGAUGAUGCUAUAUAUGCGCUGUGUAUGUUUUUUAUACUUUUCUCUGCCUCGCUAUCAUGCUUUCAACUUGUUUUUACGGAAGUGUAUCAAUAGUUGUGAUUGGAAUGGGACGCUACCUUUUCUCAGCC
Messenger RNA from Schizophyllum commune H4-8, 7041 nucleotides. RefSeq lists its product as uncharacterized. The record is from RefSeq and is a predicted model, not a curated record. The transcript has 7 exons. The coding region runs from base 120 to 6887 and encodes 2255 amino acids. NCBI's taxonomy places the organism in Eukaryota, Fungi, Basidiomycota, Agaricomycetes, Agaricales, Schizophyllaceae.